Messenger RNA from Colius striatus (speckled mousebird), 774 nucleotides. RefSeq names its product guanine nucleotide-binding protein subunit alpha-14-like. Gene Ontology annotation, cellular component: heterotrimeric G-protein complex. The record is from RefSeq and is a predicted model, not a curated record. Lineage: Eukaryota; Metazoa; Chordata; Aves; Coliiformes; Coliidae. Gene Ontology annotation, molecular function: G protein-coupled receptor binding; G-protein beta/gamma-subunit complex binding; GTPase activity. Gene Ontology annotation, biological process: adenylate cyclase-modulating G protein-coupled receptor signaling pathway; action potential; phospholipase C-activating dopamine receptor signaling pathway.
AUGGCAUUUGGGCACAUAAGAGGAUUGAGGUUUGCAGAUAUAGACACUUCAGAAAUAACUUCUUUUCACAAUGACCAGAUACCAAAGCUACAAUUGCAUGAUGCUGUCUUAGAUACAUGCAAACUUUUAGCAUGGAAUGAAGACCAAGUGAUAUCCAGUCAAAAUGCUGGGAUGGGUAUAUUCAUUUAUCUUACUGACCUUGAUCAUAUCGUGAUGCCUCCAUUUGUGCCAACUCAGCAAGAUAUUCUUAGAGUCCAAGUGCCAAGUACAGGGUAUCCUUUUGAUUUAGAAAAUAUUGUAUUUAGGAUGGUAGAUGUAGGUAGCCAAAGGUCAGAAAGAAGGAAGUGGAUUCAUUGUUCUGGAAGUUCCAUCAUUUUUUUAGUUGCGUUAAGUGAAUACGAUCAAGUCUUGGCAGGAUGUGACAAUAAAGUAAGGAGUGGGGAAAGCAAAGAUUUAUUUAAAACACUUAUUAUGUAUGCUUGGUUUCAGAACUCUUCAGUCAUUUUGUUUUUAAAUAAGAAGGAUCUUCUAGAGGAGAAAAUUAUGUGUUCCCAUCUCAGUUAUUACUUUCCAGAAUACACAGACAAGUGGCAAGAUGUGAAAUCUGCCAGAGGUUUCAUUUUGAAGCCAUAGUAGGAUCAGAAUCCAAAAAAGGAUAAAGUAAUCAAUACCCAUUUUGCUUGUGCCACAGACACAGAAAAUAUUCAUUUUGUCUUCGCUGCUGUCAAGGACACAAUUCUGCAAUUAAACCUGCGGGAGAUCAACCUGGUUUAA